Truncatella angustata is the source of this 615-nucleotide messenger RNA. RefSeq lists its product as uncharacterized. The record is from RefSeq and is a predicted model, not a curated record. Bases 1 to 615 code for a protein of 204 amino acids. NCBI's taxonomy places the organism in Eukaryota, Fungi, Ascomycota, Sordariomycetes, Amphisphaeriales, Sporocadaceae. The transcript is spliced from 3 exons.
AUGACUUGGGUCCUCAUGGCCGCAGCCAUCGUUGCUGCAUCCGUCGACUCUGACCUAGGACCUGAAACCUGUGAGAUUAAACCUCAUGCGCUGAGAUCUGGUCUUGCCAAUUUCAAAAAGCGCGACUUCAGCGGGCUUAUGGUCCAAGAGAUCGGAUACUACGACGAACUCCAAAGGAGAGGCAUGGGUAUGACGAUGUCCAAUCGUACAGAAUACCGAAUACCCUUGGCCAAAUUACACAGUACCUCUAGCCGCCGGCCCCUCGACAGCCCCACGACCAUCUCGUCGAACAUCACGGGGUCUAGGACUUCGAGCUUCGACAUCCAGUCCUUGUACUUCGGCUGCCUGGACCUCCUCCCCACCAACCCCACCGGGUGCAAGGUGGCCGUGGCCGGGUACGGCCGACGCGGCAACCUUAGUGCGUACCAGGCCAACUUCCCCCAACCCAGGACCAGCCCGCAGCUCUCAAUUAGCAUCUUACGCAGCACCUCACCUUCGUCAUACUCGCCACACAAUACACCAUUAUCACAAACACCUUACGAGGUGGUGUCAAAGUGUGACCUUCUUGGCGGCUAUCGUGGUUAUGGCAUUAGAAUAGCCUCAACAGGCUUUUAA